This is a messenger RNA of Solanum lycopersicum (tomato), 558 nucleotides long. The record is from RefSeq and is a predicted model, not a curated record. NCBI's taxonomy places the organism in Eukaryota, Viridiplantae, Streptophyta, Magnoliopsida, Solanales, Solanaceae.
AUGGUCAGGGACUGCCCACAUGUUAAUUAUCCAGCCACGGCAAAUACUGAGCCUCAACUUAAUCCUAUUACUGCAGCCGAGCCUCCCAAGAGGAACAGGUUCUACGCUUUGAAAGCAAAAGAUACAGAGAAAUCAGAGUUGGCUUCCUAUCAACUCAAGGAUGUUGCACAGACUUGGUUCAAGAUGUGGCAAGUAGAGGAUAGCCGGAAGAAGAGGCGCUUUUUUGAUGCUAGGAGGCCUAAGCCUAAAGAUCAGACAACAGAAAACAUAGAGUUUGAUGUUGGUAACCAGGUCUAUUUGAAGAUAUCAUUUAUGAAGUGGGUGAUGAGGUUUGGCAGGAAGGGGAAGUUGAGACCGAGGAAUGUUGGGACAUAUGAGAUCCUACACCGUGUGGGACAGGUGGCCAAUAAGUUAGCAUUUCUUGCGGAUCUAACUUCUAUUCAUCCCGUCUUUCAUGUCUCUAUGUUAAAGAAGUUCCUAGGUGAUCCAACAUCGAUUAUACGUGUUAAAGGUUUGGGGGUUGAUGAAAAUUUUUCCUAUGAGGAGGUACCUGUUUAG